UGUUGAAAAUGAGCCCAUGAGCACAAGUCACAAAAAGGAAAAUGUACUCUCAUCAGAAGCAGUAAAGAUUCCCCAGAUUGAGGAUAAAAGGAACCAUGCUGAGAAGCCAAUCACUCUUUCAAGGCAGGAAGAUCCCAAAAAGCCAAAUGACCUUUCGAGUUCCACUUCAGAUGCCAAAAUAGGAGAAAGUGAUAGACAGCCAAAAGAAAGCUUUUUUCAGUUUCUUGGUAACUUAUUCAGUAUCUCAGGAAAAUCAUCUCUUGGUGAAGCUAAGCAAACUUCUGUCAAAGAUGAACGUGAUAAAACUGAGAAGGAUUUACAGAAUCCUGUUGACCUUCAUGAGAAAGGGAUCAAAAGGGAGGGUGGCAUUUUCAGUGGCUCCCUGGGAACCCAAGCACUUGCACCAGAAGAAAAAGAGUCCAACUCAGCUGAACUCUCAGAUGCUUUUUCUGUGGGUACAACACAAGACAGUGAACAAGAAACCAGAGAUUUGCUAAAACAAAUUGAUGGUAAACCAGAGAGGCCUUCAGUAACAUAUGCAACAUAUCGAGGCCCCAGACAAAUUAGGAAAUAUUUAAAGCAACAGACCACAUUGGAAACCGUGAAACCCUUGGAAAGAGAAAAUGAAAGUUCUGACUCCAGUAUAAAUACACACACUAGCCCUGGAAGUGAGGUUGAGGCUGGGAUAGUGCCAUCCUUGUCUUCAGCUAGCACAGGCACAUCUGUGAAAGGAUAUUUGCUUGGAGGCCCAUUAGAAGACUCUGACUGUAGCGAAAUAAAUCUCAACACACAAAGCCAUAUGACAAAUGAACUAGAACUGCAGAAUAUUGCUUCUUCUAAAGAUGUUUUAAAUAAAAAUGGUCUUGGGGGACCUGAGAGAAGUAGGUCAUCCCCUUUUUCUGUGACUAACUCCAACUACACUGUUGGAGAAUCUGACUCACAGCACCAUUUAAGUUGUGUACCAGUUUCUCAGACUGACAGAAACUUGGUAUGUUCAGCAUUGUUUACAGGAAACAGCAGUAGCAAAGUCCCUUGCAGUCCAGUUUUUCAGAGGAUAACUACAACAGAAAAUACAAUAAAAGAAAACUGUUCUGUGAUUAGUGAUGAAACAUUGGUGCAAAAACAGGAGCAUGUUGAGCCUCAGAACCCUCCUCUUUCUGAUUUCUCUUGUAAAUCUGAUGGGAGGGACACUGCCAAACAGGAAAGUACAAAUUUGCCAAGUCCAAAGAAAUCAAUGAGGCAUGAAGAUCUGCAGUUGCCUGAGAGUAAGUGUUCUGACAAGCAAACCAUAGAUAACUCAUCAAAACAGGCUGCCAAUCACACCACUACCAGUGCUCUUCAGAGACAUGCUGUGACAGACACAGAACUUGUAGAUGAAGGAAAGAGGUUGUCUGCCCAAGACUUACAGAAAAAUUUGGCUGAUACAGAAAUUAGGCAAGAAAUAGAAAGUGCCUCAGCUGGUGAACACUCAACUUCAAGUCAUGUAAAAGCUGUAGAACAUAGGAUUGAGUCAUUACCUAAAGAUACUGACCGAUUAUUUGAAACAGAAGCCACAAAGCUUGAUUUUAGGCCACAUGACAAAACUCCUCACAUUAUAAGACUAAAUCAAAAGGACCCUGUCUCUGUAAAAUACAUCAGUGAAUCAGCAGUUGUAGCAUGCUUAGAAAAUAAAAUAACACCUGAAUUGAAUUUGGAACUUAAUAAAAAUCACAUUUUAGAAUCUCCUCUUGACUCUGAGAGUCCUCAUCAAGCCAAAGUAGCACUUGAUGCUAAUGCAUCUCUUACCCUUGACUAUAAAAAAUCAAAUUUCAAUACUUCACUUCCUACCGUUGUUUGUGGAGUUGACAUGCUGAGUAAGUUGGAUAUUCCUGUUUUAAAGAAUGAGGGUUCUUCUGUCCUCACUGAAACCGGGGAUGUCAAUACUGUUAGUGUUUCCUGUCAGCCUAGCAAGUGUCAAGAAGAAAAUGUGGCAAAUCGCAUUGCGGCUGCAGACAGGAAGAGUCCUCCUCCUUCCCAUCACCUUGAGCACGCAUCUGCACUUCUUAAAUACAAGGAAGUUCUUCCUGAUAGUGAAAACUGCCAGGUUCCUCUAGGUCCUGAAGCCAGUAGCACUCAUUUAGCUGGGGUGGACCCAUUCACUUUUGAGUCUAGAAGCUUCUCUAAGGCUCAUAGUUUUUCAUCUCAAGACCCUAAUAAAGCAGAGUUAAUGCCUUCAAGCAAUAAAAGAAGUAAGAGCAUGGUAGAGAAGUCUCAUUCUCUUUCCUUGGAUACCAAGACUGAUAAAAUUGCAAAAAUUUUAUCAAAAGCUGAAGUUGAUGGUCCGAACAAUGUUCCUGUUGAGUCACAUUCUGAAAAAGGAAAAACCAUAGCCUUGUCCAAGAUAUCUGUUUCCAAAACAGAGCCCAGAGACAUUUCUCAGGAUAAAAUUACUUCUUCUGCAUUCAAAAUUAUAGGUGAGCCAACAAAGCCUAUUUUAAAAGAAUUAACUUUUCUAGAGAUUGAACAGGACAGAAGUUUUCAGUUGAUGGAUCAUAAGGAGGUUAAAGAGAAGUGUUCACAUGCUGCCUUUAAAGAGAAUUGUCAAGCUGAGGUUUCUUCUUCUGACUCCAUAUAUCAAGGUAUACAAGAAACAAAGGUAGAUGUAGGCUCUCCUUCUGCCCUUCUUGAAAGUAAUAUAACUGGGAUUUUACCACCUGAUCAUGAUGAGAACGUUACUGGGAAGGUGGCACAGAAUUGUGGCACUAACUCUUGUAUGAUUCAUCAAGCUUUGGAUAUUUAUGGGACAAAAAAGGUUUCUGGUCUUUCAGAAAUGGCAAAACUCAGUUUAAGUAAUAUUUUCCCCAAAUUCCAAGAUGGCACAAAAGUAAAUUCACCAUUUCUGGGUUCUGAUAUCAGUUUGGAAAAAAAUGCUUUUACAUCUGAGGAUUCACACUUUCUUAAUGUACCUUUUGUGUUGAGAUCAGAAAACAAAACUUUAUCUCAUAGAAAGAAAGAGAACACUCAUUUUCUAAGUGGUAGCAUUAAUAGUGUGUCUUCUAGUCACUCUGAAGAAGUUAGCGUGGUUGUAAAUUCACAUAGUCCUCCAAAUAGUUUUGAUUCUAUAAAAGUUACCAAAGAUCUCACACAUGAAGGUGCCUCCUUAGCUAACCAGCUGUACCCUGGUAGCCCUUAUUUGGAAUUUGAAACACCUAUCACAAUAGGGGCAGAAGUGACCCAAUUUAAGGAACAUUUUGGGAUUCAUACUGGGAAAGUAUCUCUUGAUUUUCCAACCACUGCCCAAUUUGACAGUCCCUCAGAGGCAGAGACCGGAGCAGUUGCUGGGGCUCUGGCGUCAGUUAACAGCUCAAGCCACCAGUGUUCUGAAGCAUCUGCUGAGCACAUAGAAGCAAGGAGAAGAGCACAUGACCAACUUUUGAACCUCAAAAGUGGUUUACUCGAAAAGGUUGAUACAUUGGUUGAGAAUUUUAAUUCUGUCAGGGAAGAACUAAAAUCCAAACACAAAGUCAGUACCUGCCAGAAGCAUAUAGCUGUUGGUGGUGUAAUGAAUCCAGCUACCCUGAAAGAAGACAUCCCUGAGAAAAACCCAUCAGAAGUGACACUAACAGGGAUCCAAGUGUCAGAGUGUUUGGAAGAGCAGGGCAUUGGAAACAUGUCAGAAGUCACAGAAGAAGAGAAGACUUGUGUUUCACCUCCAGUUGGUGAGAAGAGUCUCCUUUUUGAUUCUGAUAGAAUGAAUGUACCUUGUUUGUUAGAAGAUCAAGCUAGGAAAUUAGUCAAUGAGAUUAUUUAUUCAGCCCAAGAAAAUUUGACAAUUGAUGCUUUUGAAGAUACUGAGGAUACCUGGGAAUCUGAACUUCAGGCUAAUACUUCAAAAAUUCUGAACAGUGGUAGUGUUAAGCCACAUGAAAUAGUUAGGGGGUUAUCAGAGCAGGCAGUAAAUCAAAGUACACAUGAAAUUAGUGAAAAUAAGUUAUCAAGUAGAUUUUUCUCUUUGGGUAACUUAGUUAGUGGCACAGAAUCAAUUAAAGGAAAAGAAAUUGUUGUCUACCAAAAAUCCCCAUUUUCUGGAACUGGAGCUGGACAAUCUGAUAGUGUCAAUUUGCAAGAGUCAGAUACUGUUGUACUAGCUGAAGACAUGUCCCAGAAAGGGUUAGAUGAUGGGGUAAAAACACAUUUAUUUCUCAAUGAGGACUGUAAAGAGACAACAGAAAUAGAGCAUAUGGAGAAUAACAAAACUGGGACAGAGAAUUCAAGAACUCUUGUAUUAAAUUUCAAAUGGCCUCCAUUUGCGAAUGAUGACAUCCAUGCACCUGGUACAUCCAAAAGCAGUUUGUCUGAUAGUCUUGUGUGUAUAUCUGAAAAAAGCUUGCCGGGACAUAGUAAAAGCACACCCCAUGCAAUGUCAGAGUUAGGGAAAGUACACAAAAAGGAUAAUGAAGUAAAUAUAGGAAAAGUUGAGGUUAUACCUUCCAUGUUAGAAAUGGGAAAAGCAAACAAAAAGGAUGCCGAAUUGAAUGUUAUGAAAUGUGAGGCAGCUCAUCCUAUGUUAGAAAUGGGAAGAGCACAUAAGAAAGAUACUGAUUUGAAUAUCACAAAAACUGAGCCAUGUGCUGAUGUCUUUAAAAUGGGAGAAUUAUUCCAAGUGGAUGCUGAGAAAUACGUUGAAAAUGAGGGAUUACCCAUCAUUUUAGGAAUGGAAAAAGCUUAUAAGAUAAGUGAUACUGAAAAGGAUAUUGGCAAAACUGAGGUGGUGCAUGUUAGGUCAGAAGUGAAAAAUAUCUGCCAAAAGGAUGCUGAAGGGGAUAUUGCAGAAACCAAGGUGACACCUGUUACAAUAGAAAUGGGAAAUAUUUACCAAAAGCAUGCUGAAGGAGAUGUUGGCAAGACUGGGGUGACAUCUGUUAUGUCAGAAGUAGAAAAUAUCUAUCAAAAAGAUGGUGAGGGGAUUACUGAAAAAGCUGAAGUGAUACCGGUUGCAUUAGAAAUGGAAGAUAUUUACCAAAAGGAAGAGGAAGGAGAUAUUGCAAAGACUGAAGUGAUACCUAUUAGGUUAGAAAUUGAAAAUAUUUGCCCAAAGGAUGCUGGAAGAGAUAGUGGCAAAACUGAGGUGAUGCCUGUUAUAUUAGAAGUAGUAAAUAUUUACCAAAAAGGUGCUCAAGGGAUUACUGGAAAGACUGAGAUGCCUAUGUUGCAAGUGGAAACUGCUUGCCAAAAGGAUGCUGAAGAGGUUAUUAGGAAUGCUGAAAUGGUACCUUUUGUGUUAGAAGUGAAAGCACACAAGAAGGUAGCACCUGCCUCCUUAGAAAUGGAAAAAGCAUGCCAGAGUGAUGCUAAAGAGAAUAUUGGAACGAUUGCAUCCAUGUCCUCUGUGAAAAUAAUGGAAAGAGCAUCCCCAGAUGAUUCUGAUGGGAAUAUCGGGAAGCAUGAAGUGUUAUCUGCGGUGGUAGACGUUGAGCAAACAUAUGGGACAGGAAUGGAAUUGACCAUUAUGCAAGUGGAUGCCAUGCUUCCUGUAUUUAAAACUGAAAAAGCACCCCAAGAGUCUGCUGAAGGGAGUGUUGAAGAAAUGGAGGAAGAGCCCACUGAAAUAAAGGAAGGCUUGAUAGCAUAUAACAAUAGACUUGACUUACAUUUCAGGGGAUAUCAAUCACCUACAUUAAGUAAGGAUUAUGAGGGCUAUCCAGCAUUAGUAAUGCCAGAUUUUCAACCUGAGGAUACCAUAGUAAGUGUAGACAAAAGAAUGUCCGUUAGUGCAGUAUACAACAGAAGGAGAGAUCUAGAUUAUAGCAAUGAAAAAGAAGAAUCUAAUUUAGCCUUCGUUUCUCAGGAGGAACAAGAACAUUCUUCCUUUACUAUAUUAUAUGAAGAGCCCCUUCAAGACGAGGACAAGUAUGCUUCAGCAGAAGUAAGAACACAGCCUGUCUUGUUUCCUGACGUGUCCCCUGACAGCAUGCCUGUUACAGCAUGUGAAAGGUCUGAGAGUAGAACUGACCUUGUUCAUCAUUUUGAAAAAGAUACCAAACUAGGUGAGCCAUUUGAUAGUGAUGGUUCAGAAAUGUUCUUAUCAGUGGAGGCCAAAAGGUACAAAGUUUAUCCUUUAGCUUUGUCUCCCAUUUAUGAGGAUGACAGCUCACAGGAGGACAUUCUAUCCAGUGAGGUCUCACCUGGUCACCGUGGCUCCACAAAAUCAAGAGAGAGUGAAAACCAGUCCUCUUCUGUUUUAUCACUUCUCCAGUCAGUAUCAGAGCGUCUGAAGAUGAAUUUUGAUGAAGAUGACAGACAGGGAUCAGAGGAGGAAGUAGAGGAGGAAGCAGCAGCAUUGCGCAAGAGAGAUCUGAGAGCUCGAAGGAGGGAGCAUGUUACCUUCCAGUUGCCAGAUUCUUCCAUCACAUUUUACCCUGAUGAUGACCAGGAAAGCACUGGAAUUUCUAAGAAUUCAUGUGUAAUGUCAAAUGAAGCUACUACCUCCAAUCCGCAAAUUGGUCUGUGGCCAGAAAAGGCCACAUUUCUGCAAAAAUCUGACCUUACUUCUAAACUACAUUCUUCUUUAAAGAGUGCAUAUCAUCAGUAUUUGCAGACUUCCAAAACUCACUCAGAAAAAGGAGCCAGAUUUGGUGGGAUUUUCCAGGAGCCAGUGUCAAGAUAUUUCCGUGUUCAAGACAAAUCAGACAGAUUGAGCCCAUUCAUAGAGAAUGUUGACAAACAAACUUUAAGAUGUAACCCAAGACCUGGGAAGAUGAUUAUCUAUGAUCUCCAUGGAAGUAAAUAUAAACAAGAGAUCUACUGUAAUAUUCCUGAUGCCACAUCAUGGUGCUUUCCGAAUGGGGUACUGAUAAAAGUUGUAAGGGGCUGCUGGAUUUUAUAUGAGAAACCACAUUUCCAAGGUCAGAAAUAUGUUUUAGAAGAAGGGGAGAAGGUGUUAAAUCGUGACUGGAUUCUUCAGAAUAGAAGGCAUCCACAAAGAAACUUUGUAUUGGGUUCUAUCAAACGUGUCUUAAAGGAUUGCAACAUUCCAGAGAUACAGCUUUGCCCACAAUCUGACCCAGCACAAUGUCCUAUCUACAUACAGCGAGCAGUCCCCAAUUUGGAAGAACUGAAUAUCCCCAAAUCUGUGUCCUUCACUGUAAAGUCAGGAGUUUGGCUUGCCUACCCAGAUAUUAAUUUUAAGGGGCAAGCUACAGUUUUGGAGGAAGACCGUGGGCUCUUUGAGAUUUCUGCAGCGGAAAUGAAAUCAUUGCAGCCGCUUCAAAUGGGUGGACUGAAAGUGGAAAUGCCUAUGAACUUAAAGGUUAUUAUUUAUGAAAAACCUCACUUCCAUGGACAGUCCAAAGAGUUUAGUGAACAUAUAGAUUCUGUCCCUAAUUUUUUAAAAAAUGAUGAGGACUUUCAUGGAAUUGGAUCAGUUCGUGUCAUCGGUGGAGUGUGGGUUGCCUAUGAAAAAGAACAUUUUAAAGGACAGCAAUUCCUGCUUGAAGAAGGAGACUUUGAAGACAGUAAUGCAUGUGGGGCAUUAAGUGGCCCCAUCUUGUCUUUCCGAUAUUUACAAGCUAAUUUUAUAGAAUCUUCUAUCACAUUGUUUGAAUCUGACGUAGAAAGUGGGAAGUUUAUUGACAUUACAAAUCAGGAAAUUUCUGACUUAGAAGAAAUUGGCUUUGGCAGUGAAACAAGAUCCAUUUACGUUAGAAGUGGAGUAUGGGUUGCCUACCAGCAGAAGUUCUUCUGUGGAGAACAAUAUGUUUUAGAGAAAGGGAAAUACAAAUGUUUUUUUGACUGGGGAGGAUCAAGUAAUAUAAUCAUGUCAAUACGACCUAUCCAACUGGAACCACUUGGGAUAAAUGAGCCUCCACAUUUGCUCAAAGCAUUCAGUAAACCAGGCUUCCAGGGUGAAUGUAUAGAUUUUACAAAGGACAUUUCUGAUUUGACUUCAUUCACGCCAUGUUCUUUUAAAGUUCUUCGGGGUUGCUGGCUGCUGUAUUACCAGGAGGACAUUUUUUAUAAUCAGUGUGUAUUAGAAGAAGGCCUUUAUGCUGACCUUACUUCCUGUGGCUGCCCAACAUCUAGAGUCAAAUCCCUCAAGCCCAUUGACUAUGUUUUUGAAGAACCCUCUAUCAGCCUUUUUGCUCUGGAACAUUGUGAGGGAAGAGAGUUACAUCUAGAAGAGGCUGUGAACUCUGUUUUGAACAAGGACCUUCACUUCUACACCCAGUCUGUGUGGGUAAAAAGUGGACUAUGGAUAGCUUAUGAAGGAUCCAAUUUCUUGGGAAGACAAAUCCUACUUGAGCCUAAUGAGAUCCCAAAUUGGACAGCAUUCAGUGGAUGGAAAACAAUUGGUUCCCUCCGUCCUAUGAAGCAGCCUGCAGUAUACAUUAGAAUAAAGAACCGAGGCCAAAAUGAGUAUCUGACAGUCACUGGAAACCUAGCUGACACAAGGGCAGCAUCUGUGUGCAUUUCUCCCUAUAGUGGAAAGAAUACUCAGAUCUGGCACUACUGUCGAGGACUCUUUAAAUCCAAGGCCAAUGAUAUGUGCCUUGAUGUGAUUGGUGGCCGGGACACACCUGGAGCUAAAGUAGCCCUAUGGACUGAACAUGGGCAAUUCAGGCAGAAGUGGAGACUGAAUAAAAACGGAACCAUCAGCUCUUAUCUCAGUGACAAACUUGUCCUUGAUGUUAAAGGAGGAAAUUAUUGUGACAAAACUUAUGUAAUUGUAAAUCAGCCCGUAGAGGGAGAAGAAACACAGAAAUGGGACAUUGAAAUAUUGUGAGAGAAUCAACAGCACCCAUAGGAAGAGCAAAGGAAGCUACUGUCCUCCAGUCCUGGAUCACUGAGCAGAAUGAACUUCUUCCCCAAGCUCCAAGACGACUGCUGUUAACAAUGGAAAAGCUCAAAAUAUUCUUGCCAGUUAUUCCAUGUUCCUAUGAAGACAAUGUUAUGAUUUCUGGGAAAGGUUCUAUUCCUGAUUGAUCUCUAGUUAUGGUGAGCAAGUUUGCUGAAGUCUGUAUUUUCCUAUCUACCACAUGAAUCCUAUUCCUGAUAGCCCAUUACAGGACACUGGUCACCCACCCCGUAUUAUUAUCCGUAAUAUUAUAUUAUUAAUAUCCUACUAGAUGCUUGUAUGUGUGCAAAGCACAGGGGAAAAAUUCCUAUAGGUCAAGUCAAACUUUUGCAAAAAGAUGAGUAAUUUUUAGCAAUACCUGAAAAACGUAUUUAAUUAACCUUAAUAAGCUGCUAUUUAGAUAAACCUUAAAGUUUCUGUACUGAGGCUUUUCUAACUAACUGAAGCACCCCAUAAGUAUUUAUACUUGUAACUGACUCAAGAGAGGGACCUCAGCUUUGUUAGGAAAAAAGCACAAAUACUGGGAGUAUUUUCUCUUUCUAUUCUUUCCUCAGUCCUUUAAACUAAAAAAGUACAAAUAACCUAUGGCCAAUCUUGCACUCUGUUAACAAAGACAUCCCUUUAGGCGAAAAGACUGGUUACCUACCCUGGUGCUGAGACCUCACCCUAAAUUUUGCCUGAUCUGUCCUCAAGGAGAAGUAAGUGUUUAUAAAGACUAUGUCACUUAAAGAAAAAAUUGCCUACUCUUAUACUGUCUGCCUGAAGCAAAGGGAAAUCUCAAAUCUUCAAAUUAAAAUGAAGUAGUAUUUGAGCCCUGACCUUACCAUCUUACUUUGCAAAUAAAGAUGGAGUUGAUUUCUCUACCAAAUGAUAGAAAACUCAGUUUUUCACUUGCAUUCAUUUAAGCAAAAUCAGGUAGGACAUCAUCUUUGACUUAGUUUCCAGUAAUCUUUACCAUCUUUAACUGCACAAUUAACAAGCAUUGUCCUUCCUGAGUUGGAUUUAAACUUACAUCAAGACAACUGUUCCUUUCAUCCCCAACUUUUGUCAGAGAGCAAGGAAAUGCUCUAGUUUUAGAUAGAAAUGUUAAAUUCUCCAGUGAUAUUUAAAAUAUCAACUUAUAUGCACUUUAGAAUGUAAAAUGACAGUGAAUAGUUUAAACUUAAAGACCUACUAUUUUGAGUAUUUUUUAUAGACUUGGUCUUUCCAUGUAAAUAUUUGGGGGUUUUUUUCCCUCCAAUCUCAGGUUCUUCUCUUGUCAUAUUUUAAGCAGCAUCUGUAAAACUCCCUGCUGUCCAUAGAUGUUGAAUGUUCCUCAUUGGAGUGGCAGUAUUAUUUAAUGAAACUUAUGUUACAGGGAUAACUUUAUUUUAAUGGGGGUGGGGUCUAUGUAUACACAAAGAUAUGUAUAUUUUCACUGUAAAAAACCAAGUUAAAAAUUUUUCUUCUUCAUGUUAACUGUUUAUAAAAUUUUUCUAGAGCCAAGGAAGCUCUCUAAAGAACUUGUUUCUUCCAAAGAACAAAGAUAAAGCCAGGUUAACAACAUUUAAUUCUAAAUGAUUUAUUGGAGUUUGUGCCUUUCCUACCACACUGAAUUAAAUAAACUUGUUAAAAGUA
This is a messenger RNA of Galeopterus variegatus (Sunda flying lemur), 10450 nucleotides long. RefSeq names its product beta-gamma crystallin domain containing 3 (gene CRYBG3). The record is from RefSeq and is a predicted model, not a curated record. The annotation marks the transcript as partial. Gene Ontology annotation, molecular function: structural constituent of eye lens. The transcript has 21 exons. Lineage: Eukaryota; Metazoa; Chordata; Mammalia; Dermoptera; Cynocephalidae. Gene Ontology annotation, biological process: lens development in camera-type eye; visual perception.